Molecule: messenger RNA, 785 nt
Organism: Anopheles aquasalis
Lineage: Eukaryota; Metazoa; Arthropoda; Insecta; Diptera; Culicidae
Product: glutathione S-transferase 1-1
Biological process (GO): glutathione metabolic process
Molecular function (GO): glutathione transferase activity
Source: RefSeq, a predicted model, not a curated record
GCCGCAUACCCGUUUAGUUUCGUAGCAGAGCUAGCCCAAGGACCUACACACUACACCAUGGACUUUUACUAUCUUCCUCUGUCUGCGCCCUGCCAAUCGGUGCUGCUAGUCGCCAAGGCACUCGGUGUGAAGUUGAACCUGAAAGAACUGAAUCUUUUCGCCGGGGAGCACCUAAAGCCGGAAUUUUUAAAGAUCAAUCCGCAACACACCAUCCCGACGCUAGUGGACAAUGAUGUGGCCCUGUGGGAAUCCAGGGUGAUCAUCACGUACCUGUGCGAAAAGUAUGGCAAAAACGACGGUCUCUACCCACGGGAUCCGAAGAAGAGGGCCAUGGUGAACCAGCGGCUGUACUUUGACGUGGGCACACUGUACCUACGGUUUUCGCAGGCCUUCUACCCGGUUAUGAUGCAGGGCCAGCAGCUCAAUCCGGAACUGGUGGCCAAGCUGGACGAGGCGCUCGAGUUUCUCGAGGUGUUCCUCGACAAGACGAGCUUCGUGGCGGGCGAUAAGCUGACCGUGGCGGACUUGUGCAUCCUGGCAAGCAUCACUACGAUCGACGUCUCGGUCGGACACGACCUCAGCAAGUACGAGCAGAUUCAGCGCUGGUACGCCCAGAUGAAGGAGUCGGUCGCUGGCUACCAAGAAAUCUGCCACGACGGGGCCGUCAAGUUCCGCGAGCACUUCAACUACACUCCCCAGUGAGCGUGAUGGGAAUGCGGAAAUAAUAAAAGCCAACCAUAGUUCGGAAUUGGUACGGAACACUGCCAGUUGCAUGUACAACGUGA